This is a messenger RNA of Mytilinidion resinicola, 913 nucleotides long. RefSeq lists its product as uncharacterized. The coding region runs from base 355 to 864 and encodes 169 amino acids. The transcript is spliced from 3 exons. The record is from RefSeq and is a predicted model, not a curated record. Lineage: Eukaryota; Fungi; Ascomycota; Dothideomycetes; Mytilinidiales; Mytilinidiaceae.
AGAACGUAAGCAACUUCAUCGGAGGUCCCGUCGCUGCCACUAUUCGCCAUCUUCGGAAGUGCUAUCCGCCCGCUUACUAACCUGACGCCGUCCUCAUCAUCAUCAUCAUCAUCGAUAGGCCUCAGUGGCCCACUCCUCCACCCGAACUAGUUCUAGAAGGACACAACAAGUAUAAGAGCGCCUACUCUGUGCACAACAAAGAUCUUCUCCUCGCUGUCAACAGCUACAACGGAUUCCCAGACGCGAUGCGAGUGGAUCUGGAUUGCGCGAUGGGAUUUUGUUACGUGACCGAGACCGACGGCGAGAUAGAUUGGUAUGUAAAAUCUUAACUCGGCGGGCCAUGACAACAAGAAGAUGCGCGACUAUAGCGACAAGCCUGAAGCGAAGUUCGCAUGCUACAGCCUCGACAACCACAACCACGACGACAAGCACGAAGAGCACACCAGCAUCCUCGCCACCAUGAAUAUCGGUCUCAGUGCUAGGCGUGAGGACUACGGGCCCCCCAUCUGCGUCAACGCUGGCAACGGCGGAGGAAACCACCAGCACAUCAACGACCUCCUCGAAGCUCACACUCAAGUCGCCCAAACCCUCAACGUCCACUCCGACUGGUUCGCCGUCGUCGAGCCGACCUCGAAGGCGACCAAGUCGGUCACGCUCGUCUACAAAGGAGUCGGAGAAGCGACAGUCCCGAUCGAAUGGGCUGGCGAGGUGCUGCGCUGGCUUGGAAUCGGAUUCUGUCGCUGGCGCGAAUGGGACGAGCUGAUGGAAUUGGAGACGGCGGUGAGGGAUGAGGACAAGGACAUCUCGUGGGCUUGGGAUCCGAAAUUCGUUGGUCAAAACUCGUACCAAAGUGAUCUGAAGUAAAGGUCUAGCUUUUACUGGCAGCUUGCAACAUCAGUCGGACAGUGAGCAC